Schizophyllum commune H4-8 is the source of this 417-nucleotide messenger RNA. RefSeq lists its product as uncharacterized. The coding region runs from base 1 to 417 and encodes 138 amino acids. The record is from RefSeq and is a predicted model, not a curated record. The transcript has a single exon. Lineage: Eukaryota; Fungi; Basidiomycota; Agaricomycetes; Agaricales; Schizophyllaceae.
AUGGAGUGUACAGCCUCAGUCCGUACUUCCUCGCGCGCCGCGAACGAGGUUGCUUGCUUUUUCUCAGCGAUAGGGCCUUUUAGUGGGCGAGGAACCUGCGUACUUUUCUACCGCUCGCUCUCCCCACUUUCUCCUGGUCACUCGAAACGGCCUUUGGGACCAACCGGUAGCCAAACACACCUUCGUGCGCCAUCAACCUACAGCCACGCCCCAUCACCUAUCCCAGUUCCUCUUUCACCACUUGGCAUCUUACAACAUCAGCUCGACGACGCCUCCCCCAAUGUCCACAUUCUCCCAACUCCUGCCUCUCAUCGCAGCCUUCUACGGCUUCCUCUGGCUCUACGUGCGCCAGAAACGGAAGGAAGAGUGGGCGGAGAUUCGCGCAAACAUGCGGAGGAAUGGGCUCGAGAUGGAUGA